Messenger RNA from Ascoidea rubescens DSM 1968, 4458 nucleotides. It is a transcript of the gene MIP1, whose product is annotated as DNA-directed DNA polymerase gamma MIP1. Gene Ontology annotation, molecular function: DNA-directed DNA polymerase activity; 3'-5' exonuclease activity; DNA binding. Gene Ontology annotation, cellular component: mitochondrion; gamma DNA polymerase complex. NCBI's taxonomy places the organism in Eukaryota, Fungi, Ascomycota, Saccharomycetes, Ascoideales, Ascoideaceae. The transcript has a single exon. The record is from RefSeq and is a predicted model, not a curated record. Gene Ontology annotation, biological process: mitochondrial DNA replication. The coding region runs from base 131 to 4324 and encodes 1397 amino acids.
GAAAAACAUUAUAAACAGAAGAAAAGACAAACGAUUCACAGAUUAAUAUUGCAAUAAUAAUGAAAUGAUACUGUCUAAAUUUAACACCACUAACUAUUUCUCCAAAUGCUCUAACUCUAACACCCUCAAAAUGUUCUCUUUUCAUAAGAGACUCUCCCUCACUACCUUGCACAAUUUUACCACUUACAAAAGAUACUUUCAUCCAAGAAACCAUCUCUUGUCUCAGAAUCUAAACAAGUUCUUUCAGGACUUUGAUUCAAAUCCUAUUCCAAUAGACGACACUGUUCUCGACAAUGACCAUGACUUUAUUCUUGAUCCUCUGUCCGAUAACCACAUUUCGCCGGUUCGCUUAAAGCCUUCUCUAUCAAAAAGUGCCCCCGAUUUACUAAAUACUAAAGGCUAUCCUACUGUUGAUGAUUUCAAUACGACCAACAACAAAAAUAAAAUCAAGUCUAGCAUCACAAACACCAACACUAGUAAAAACUAUGACAAAAAAUCAAAAGGCUUUAACAAAAAUAAACCAAAUAUCAACACCAUCAUCAAUAAAUCCUCCUUGACCCCAAUCCAAGUCAGCAUACCGCCAAUAAUUAAUCCAAACUCAAAAUAUACCUCUUAUUUCAAACAAAAUCCAAUUUCUCAUCAAAAUAUCCCAAUCAACAACCUUAACUCCCUCAAUAGUAUCUCUCAUUUCGAUUCUCUAAAUCACCUCAAUAAUAAUAAUAAUAAUAAUAAUAAUAAUAAUAAUAAUAAUUAUUAUAAUGGUGAUAAUAACGACAUCUUUGCUAACUGCGACAAUACAAACCAAUUCAAUAAAAAAUACAAGUUCUCCAAAUUGAACGAAAUUGAUACCACAAAUAACAAUAACUUCUCAUCUUUGAAAUUCGAUAUCAACAAGAACCCUCUUUUAAACCACCACAAAAUUGAAAUUCAAAACAAACUACUAAAAAAGAAUAACCGCCUAAAUGAAAAAACAAUCCUAAAAGAUUUCAAUGCUCAAAACAACACAAAGUUCGCUCAAUUACCUACCAUCAACCAAGUAGGCAUUCAAUACCUAUCAGAUAACUUAUACAACCAACUCUUUAAAAAAAACUCAUCCAAAAAAAACUCCUUCAAUAAUGACAAAAACUUCCUUUCAAACCAAAUUCUCAACGAAAAAAUUAAACUAUCCAAAAUGUACCUAAAAAGACACGACCUCCUAGAUAAAAAAACUCAGCUAUCAAAUCCAAUCGAUUUGUCUCUACCCAAACUAGCUGGUAAUUCUCUAGAUGAACACUUUUCUCGAAUCGGUUCCUACAUCUCUGACCCUUAUUUAUCUAAUGCCAAAUCCUUUCUAAAUUACACUCCUGACGACACCCUCAAAUCCCCCUUCUCUUUGCCACUCAAGCCAAAUAAUUGGCUCCUCAAAUCGGGUUGGUACAGAUAUACAAAUGAUACUCUAGAUAACCCAGAAAGUGUUCCCUAUCCUCUAGAAGACACCCUAAUCUUCGAUGUUGAAGUCAUGCACAAACUAUCCAGCUAUCCUGUAAUGGCCACUGCUUUAUCAUCCGACGCUUGGUACUGUUGGUUGUCUCCCUAUUUGACAAACGAAUCCUCAGAGAACAACCACUUGAUCCCAAUGAACACAAACGACCCUUACUUGAAAAAAUUAAUCAUUGGCCACAAUGUUUCCUACGAUCGUGCAAGAAUUAAAGAGGAAUAUGACAUUAACCCAUCAAAUACCUUUUUCUUAGAUACAAUGUCACUUCAUGUUGCUACUAGUGGAAUAUGCUCAAGACAAAGACCAAUUUGGAUCAAUUCAAAAAAAUCAAAACUAGAAGAACUAGAGAAAAAAAAACUGCAAUUAUCCCAAUCCUCAAACAAUUCAAGCGAACUACAGCUAUUUUCAGAUUUAUGCUCCUCCCAAGGUGUCAUCUUUGAAGACGAUAAUUUCCAAGGAGUUAAUGAUAAAGAUAACCCAUGGGUAGAAUUCUCUUCUCCAAACUCUCUAGCUCAAGUUGCCAAGCUACAUUGCAACAUUGACGUAAAUAAAGCUGAUAGAGAUUACUUUAAAACAACUGAAAAAACUGACAUUACCGGAAAUUUGCAAAAAUUAAUCAACUAUUGUGCCAACGAUGUCUUGACCACUUUCCAAGUCUAUAAAAAAGUUUUUCCUCAGUUUCUAGAUAUUUGUCCCCAUCCAAUUUCUUUCGGUGCUUUGGGCCAAUUGGGCCAAUGCUUUUUACCAACUAAAAAGAACGUCUGGGAAAACUACAUUCAAAGCUCAGAGUCUUUGUACAGAAAAAAUAAAAAUAGAAUUGAAACCAUUUUACAUGAAAAUGCUACAAAUCUAGCUGAGUCCCUAAAGGAUAAACCAGAAAUUUAUAAUAAUGAUCCUUGGUUAAAACAACUAGAUUGGACUAUUAAAGAAAUUAAAUAUAAAAAAAAUGGUGAAAUCUAUAAAAAUCAAAAGUUUCCUGGAUAUCCUGAAUGGUAUAGGAAAUUAUUUUCUUCUGCAACCUCACCCAUUUGUCUAACAAUUAAAACAAGAAUAAUUCCAUUUUUGCUCAAGUUGAAAUGGGAAGGUUAUCCUUUAGCAUGGACAGAAGAAUAUGGAUGGUUAUUCAAAGCUCCUGAAUCAUCUGCAAAAGACUUGAUUUCUAGAAAUUACUUGCAUAUUGAAAUUGAUCCAACUUAUGAAACAUUUGAAGUUUUAAACGAGCCUGGUUUUGUUUAUUUCAAAGUUCCUCAUGAAGGUGGUCCAGAUAAAAGAGUAACAAGCAUGACUUCAAAAAGUUUCUUGAAAAGCUUUGAAAAGGGAAUAUUAACAAGUGAAUUUGAAUACGCAAAAGAAGCACUCGAGUUAAACGUCAGCUCAAGUUAUUGGGUAUCAUCAAGAAGUAGAAUCAUGAAUCAAUUUGUAGUUUACCAGAACGAAAAUCAAAACAAAAACGAUGUUUCCUUGCAUUCUAACGCUACCAAUUUGGGAUCUCAUUAUGAGCAUACAAAUGACUUUGUUGUUAAUAUUGAUAACAGUGAAGUUGAAACUGAGGCCAAAAGCAUAACUGAUAAUAACAACGAUGACGAUAAAAUAGGUAUUAUAAUACCCAUGCUUCAAACAAUGGGAACCAUUACUAGAAGAGCAGUUGAAAACACUUGGUUAACUGCAUCAAACGCCAAAAAAACAAGAAUUGGUUCAGAGUUGAAAUCAAGAAUUCAAGCACCAUCUGGUUAUUGUUUUGUGGGUGCAGAUGUUGAUUCUGAAGAGUUAUGGAUUGCAAGUUUGCUUGGAGACUCUGUAUUUAAUUUACAUGGAGCUACCCCAAUCGGAUGGAUGACUUUGGAAGGUACUAAAAGCAAUGGAACUGAUCUUCAUUCUAAAACUGCAAAAAUAUUAGGAAUUUCUAGAAAUGAAGCUAAAGUUUUCAAUUAUGGUAGAAUUUAUGGAGCCGGGCUAAGGUUUACCAUGACACUAUUAAAGCAGUUCAACCCAAGUUUAUCAGAUGAUGAAUGCAGAAAUACUUGCGAAAAAUUAUUCUCUGAAACUAAAGGUUCAGUAGUUAAAAGAGGUUUAAAAAACCUUUUACCAAACAAAAAAUUAUGGAUUGGUGGAUCAGAAUCAGUUUUGUUUAAUAGAUUAGAAAACAUAGCAGAGCAAGAAUCUCCAAGGACUCCUGUGUUGGGAGCAGGGAUCACCCAAGCCUUAAUGAAAUCUAAUUUAAAAAAAAUGUUGUUUUUGCCAUCACGAAUUAAUUGGGCUAUUCAAUCAUCUGGAGUUGAUUAUUUACAUUUAUUGAUAUCCUCAAUGAAAUAUCUUAUUGAUGUGUAUAAUUUGAAAGCAAGGUUAUCACUAACAAUUCAUGAUGAAGUUAGAUAUUUAGUUGAAGAACAAGAUAAAUAUAGGGUUGCGAUGGCAUUGCAAAUAAGUAACAUCUGGACGAGAGCAUUAUUUUGUCAACAAAUUGGAAUUGACAAUAUACCUCAAUCUUGUGCAUUUUUCUCUGCAAUUGAUAUUGAUAAAGUUUUAAGAAAAGAGGUUAAUCUUGAUUGCAUCACACCCUCUAAUUCGGAACCAGUGCCUGAAGGAGAGUCGAUUGAUAUUGAACAAUUAUUGAAAAUAAAAGAUUCAUAUUUGAAAAAGACAUUUAAAAAAGUUGAUUUGUCCAAAUAUAGUUAUCAACCAAGAUCAAAAGUCAUUGAUUCAUUAACUCUGGGCGAUAAAUUAGAUUUAGGUGAUAUGAAUUUAAUCAAUAGUCAAAUAACUGGAGAUGUUAAUAAAGCGGAAUAUUAUCUAUCUGAAGCAUAUAAAGACAAGAGGACAAAAAAAUUUUACUACAAGAAUUUUUAAAUAGAUUUGUUUUUAGCAACUAUUAAAUUGUGCUAUAUGUAAUAUAUACUGUAAAUUUUUGGCUGAUAUAUAGCUGUAAUUAUUUUUUUUUUAUUUUUUUUUCGUUAUUUGUUCAUAAAUUAUAAUACAAUAGA